Molecule: messenger RNA, 2232 nt
Organism: Emiliania huxleyi CCMP1516
Lineage: Eukaryota; Haptophyta; Isochrysidales; Noelaerhabdaceae
Exons: 5
Coding region: 1-2232 (743 amino acids)
Source: RefSeq, a predicted model, not a curated record
AUGACUGACGCAGCCGCCGCGAGAUCGUUAUUGCUGCUGCUCGCCAACCGGUGCGCUGCUGAAGAGGCCAAGGAGGCCGCGCUUCGGGACUUCAUGUCGGUCCCUCCGGAGCAGCGCGACCGCGUGCUGGACGAGGCCGUGUCACUCAUCGCAUCGUCCUCCGACUCGCUCCUCGCCUCUCGACGCUGGCCGCUCCCUCUGCCCUCUCGCCGCGCAGCGCUUGGCUCGUACGCGCGCCUGCUCGACUCGAUGAUGCGGGAGGAGCCCGGAGGCGGCGCGCGCUUCACCGACGGCGGCGACAGUGCCAAGCGCCGCCGCUUCGUCGGCGUGCUGCUGCGUCAGCUUCGGCGCGGCAAGGGCGGCGUGUGGGCUCUCGAGCGCGAGGCGGCGAGGCGGCGGCGGCAGAUUGUCGAUGUGGCUUUUCCCGCGCUCCAAUCCUUGCGAUGCCUCUCCCUGCAGGCCAUGACGACGCCGGUGCUCAGCUCGGCGGCGACGGGCCAGAUGAGCUUUGUCCUGCCGUCAAAGUACUGGGGCGAGGGCGCGGAACCGCCCGCGCCGCUGCCCGAGUCGGGCGUGCAGCUUGGCCGCAAUGGCGGCGGCGCGCUCGAGCAGAGCUCGGCUCUGGCUUGCCUCUGGUUUGGAGGCUUUGCGGGCGGGGACGAGGUCGCGAGGCGCAAGGAGCAGCUGCUGGAGGCGGUCAGGGGCGACGGUGAGUGGGAUGCGGCGUGCGGCGAUGACGAGGAUGCACAGGCAGCGUCGAUAUUGCUGAUGCAGUACAAUGAUCCGUUCACGCCGCCGUGGCAGAGGCGCAACGAGGUUGCCCUUCCGGUUGGCGGUGACGAAUUCUACGCAAGCUUGCUGCAGGGUGGCGCCGAGGUGGCCUCCGCUCUGGCGACGGAUCUCGGCAAUGGCAGCUACGCGUUGGAGUAUGAGCGCGUGGAGAUGCCGUCCGCUCCUGCUGGCAAGAGCGCCGCCGCCAUCGUCCUGCGUGUCGUGCUGCAGUACACGUGCGGGCACGGGCACCUCGACCCUCCAGCUAAGGAGGGGUGGCCCACCUCGGGCGCGCUCAACCUGCCGCUCCGCGUGCGCCGCGCAGCAGACGUGCUGCCGCUGCCCGACCUCGUGCCGCCGCCCGCGGCGCAGCCCUCGAAUGGCGAUGGCCUCAUCGACCUGAGCCGCUUUGACGCCGUGGUGGCCAUUGGCGACUCGACGAUGCGGCAGUUUCGACCCACGAACGCCGAUCGGAUGCGGGUGCGGAUCGAAUUCCACCAGCUCUCCUUCCUACUCGACGCCUCGUCGGCAAGGCGGUGCGGAGAGCGCGCGAGGAUGGCGAGGCGGGUGCUCGGAGGUGCGGCCAGCCCCGCAAGGCAGCUUGUGCUGUACGGCGGAGGCACGUGGGAUGUCAUGAGCGAGUACGGCGGAGGGAGCGAGACGACGCAUUUGCCCUUGCCCGAGUACGAGGCCGCCUUCGCGACGUGCCUGCGAGGGGUGCGCGCGGCCUUCCCGAACGCGACGCUCGUGCUCAAGAGCCUGCAGGCGUUGCACCCGCACCGCGUCGACUGCCAGACCGCCACGUCGCAGCUCCUCGUCAACGCACAGAACGCUCGCAAUCGCACGAGUACGUGCCACGUGCGGACCAAGUACAUGAGCGCGUCGCGCACCAGCAGGCUCUUCCUCAGCCAGGAGAGGGUUGCGGCCUCGCUGGGCGUGCGCACGCUGGGCAGGCUCUACUCACUCACCUACCGGCAUGCGCAUCAGACAGUGCGGGGUGACGGCCGGCAUUUUACGCCUCAAUUUAACGACUUUCUGUGGGGGCGCACCUUUGCCAACGUCGAGCUCUGCAGCGAGCGCCAUCGUCCCGCUCGGUUUCACGCCUCGCGAGCAGCCGGCGGCAGGAGGGGGCAAGGGGUGGGAGCUGGCGCGCGAGAUGCGCCGGAAGGAGUAGGUUGCGCCGUCUCAUUGGUGGAGAAGCACAGCAAGACCCGCUGCGAAGCCGGAGGCAACUUUGGCUGCCGCGUCCGGGACGACGGCGACAGGGAGGUGUGGGCGCGCAGCUGCCGCGGCAUGUUCCGCUGCGAGGGGGAGGCGGACGAUGUGGCGUGCGGCUACCCACCCGGUGCAGGCAGCUACACGUGCCGUUGCGGCCAGCCCAACUCGACCACGGCCAACAGCUGCGCGGACCCGCGUCGGUGGGCAGGAAAGCUGUCGUGGAACUUGGUGGUUUCGCGAUAA